This is a messenger RNA of Neoarius graeffei (lesser salmon catfish), 1836 nucleotides long. RefSeq names its product MAGUK p55 scaffold protein 7b (gene mpp7b). Gene Ontology annotation, molecular function: protein binding. The transcript has 18 exons. The record is from RefSeq and is a predicted model, not a curated record. The coding region runs from base 1 to 1836 and encodes 611 amino acids. NCBI's taxonomy places the organism in Eukaryota, Metazoa, Chordata, Actinopteri, Siluriformes, Ariidae. Gene Ontology annotation, biological process: protein localization to adherens junction. Gene Ontology annotation, cellular component: cell-cell junction; plasma membrane.
AUGUUAAUGAGGAGAUUUGUUGGGUUUGGAAGCUCUGAAGCAGUCUGGAAGUUUGCUCUGAAGCCUUCCAUGGAGAGUGGCAGAUCUGGUGCAUGCAGCAUGCUAGUCACUCUGCUCUACGGACUCGAGCCUUACAUGGGUGCUACAGAGGAGAGCAGUUUUCUUCAGGACAUGCUAAUGGUCAACUCUCUGCAUGUACUCAUCAAGCUCCAUGAGACGUUACAGAGGUUUGGAAGGCAGAAACCAGCACCAGUCCAGGAACACACUGAACAACUGGCGCGGGAGGUAAUGAAGGAGCUACAUACUUUAGAGGCCAGACCUGAGAUUGCAGAGUUGAAGUACGUGCUUUCUAAACCCCAUGUUCAGGAUCUUCUCUCAGUGCAUGAUGUCGUCGCUCAGAAAGAUUAUGAGCCCAAACUUCCAUCGAUGGAAGCUGAGGAUGAUGAAGGUGAAGAAGACUCAGUUCGGAUUAUUCAGCUCAAGAAAAGCAAAGAACCUCUGGGAGCCACCAUUAAAUGGGACGAGUCGACUGGUGCCAUCGUUGUAGCUCGCAUUAUGAGAGGAGGAGCUGCAGACAGAAGCGGUCUUCUCCAUGAAGGUGAUGAGCUCAGGGAGGUCAACGGAGUUCCAAUGGAAGACAAGAACCCUGAGGAGGUCAUCCCCAUACUGGCACAGUCAGAUGGGGCCGUAACCUUCAAAGUGAUCCCAGGCACCAAAGACGAGCUGGAAGCCGAUGACACCGAGGUCUUCGUCAGGGCGCAGUUUGACUACCAUCCGAAAGAGGACCCUGCUAUUCCGUGUAAAGACGCGGGGUUGGAGUUUGGGAGGGGGGACGUGCUGCAGAUCGUGAAUCAGGAAGACGAUACUUGGUGGCAGGCAAGACGGAUCGGUGCUGAUGCCAACCUUCGAGCUGGACUGAUCCCAUCCAGGCAGCUACAGGAGAGGAGAGUGGCUUUACAGAGGCCCGAGGUGCUGUUUCAGAUGUCGAGAGCGCUGAAGAUGAAGAACGCCGACGAUAAGGAAGAUCAGGCAGAUUACGUCGCAAUACAUGGAAUCCAUAUAGCUGGAUUGAGGAGAAGUUUCCGGCUGAGUAAGAAAGACCGCAGGAGUCAAGAAACGCAAGCAAAAUGGAAGAAGUGUGAAGCCGAUGGAGAGAAUCACAUUUCCAGCUACCAGGAGGUGGUGCCUUAUGUCAGAGAGCCAGGAGAACCGUACCGCCUCGUGCUGCUGGUUGGGCCCAGUGGUGUUGGUUUAACCGAGUUGAAAAGAAAACUUCUGCUCUCGGAUCCUGAGCACUUUGGUGUCGCUGUACCACACACGACCCGUGAGCGUAAGCGACAUGAGAGAGAGGGCAUGGACUAUCAUUUUGUCUCCAAACACGCUUUUGAGAAAGAUAUCCUCGAGCACAAGUUUGUAGAGUACGGAAGACACAGUGGGAACUACUACGGUACCAGCCUGGAUUCGGUCCGCAAGGUUCUAGCGGAGAGCAAGGUGUGCUUGCUGGAUGUGGAGCCCCAUGCUGUAAAGUUGUUGUACACAACAGAAUUCAAACCGUAUGUUACGUUCGUCAAGCCUCCAGCCAUAGAGCAGCUGAGGCUCAGCCGGAGAAAAGCGAAAAUCCUGGCCAGCUGUGAUGAACCAACGCCAACGAGGACGUUUAUGGAGGCGGACUUUGAGGAGAUGAUUAACACUGCGCAGGAUAUGGACGACAAAUACGGCUACUUAUUCGAGAAGAUCAUCAUCAACGACGAUCUGGCCACGGCGUUCACGGAGAUGAGAGCUGAACUGAAGAAGCUUGAAAAGGAAAUCAACUGGAUCCCCAAAAUAUGGGCUUAA